Sitophilus oryzae (rice weevil) is the source of this 994-nucleotide messenger RNA. Its product is annotated as dnaJ homolog subfamily C member 9-like. Gene Ontology annotation, molecular function: heat shock protein binding. Bases 97 to 957 code for a protein of 286 amino acids. The transcript is spliced from 5 exons. The record is from RefSeq and is a predicted model, not a curated record. NCBI's taxonomy places the organism in Eukaryota, Metazoa, Arthropoda, Insecta, Coleoptera, Curculionidae. Gene Ontology annotation, cellular component: nucleus; cytoplasm.
UGACAGAAAGCGGUUGUCAAACAAAUCAAAAAUUCUUAAAUUAUUUUGGCGGUUUCUCUAGUUUAUAUUUGUACAAAUUUUCAGUAAAAUCACACAAUGACUACCUUUAAAGAUAAGUGUUUUCAAUACUAUGGUAGCACAGAUUUUUAUGAAGUUCUUGGCAUUACGAAAGACGCAACCUUAAAAGACAUUAAGAAAGCUUAUCACAAGCUAUCAUUACUUGUCCAUCCCGACAGAGUUGAGCCAAGCCAGAAAGAAGUCGCCACUCAAAAAUUCCAAGUUUUGGGACGAAUUCAUUCGAUACUUCAAGACAAUGACAAAAGAAAAAUAUAUGACGAACAGGGCGAUUUUGAUGAUGAAACAGACACUAAGUUUAACUGGAUGGACUACUGGUUCAAAAUGUUCAAAAAAAUCGAACUCAAGGAUAUACAGGAGUACGAGAAAAGUUACAUCGGAUCUGAGACAGAACGAAAUGAUAUUAAGAGAGCCUACGAAAGAAAUAAGGGUAACAUGAACAAAAUUUUGGAACUGGUGCCUUUCAGUAAUUGUAACAGCGAGCCGAGAAUCAUAGAAAUUGUUAGGGAGAUGGUUGACAACGGUGAAGUGCCAGAGUAUGAUGGAUUUUUCAAUGAGAGCAAAGCUAAAAAGUUGAGGAGACGAAAAAAGUGGGAAGCUGAAGCAAAAGAAACUGCUGAAAUUGACAUGAAUGAACUAGAAAAAGAGAUGGAGGAGAAUAUGAAAAAAAGAGGAAAGGUUUUUGUAGAUAUGCUUUCGAAUUUAGAAGCGAAAUACGCCCCAAAAAAGGCAAGGAAAUCUAUUACAGCAGCUAAGUCGCCCUCUACCAGGUCACGUAGAAAGACGAGAAGAUCAAGAUUGUAUAAGUUUAAAAAGUAUUGGUCCACUGCAGAUUAUAAUGGUUUUGUACCUUUCUUAGCGUCAAUGUUUCAAUAUUUUUAGUUUGGUUAUGUUAUUAAUAAAAGUAUUAUACAAGUAA